CAGGGUACGGCGGGUUCUGCCGUCCAAUAGCCCACGUGAUCCUCCUCAGUAGUUCCCAGGCGGUCAGAUCGGAGAGGCAGAGACUAUGUAUCACAGGGUUGGGUUGUUCGUUCUUCUGGCGGCGGGUCUCCUCUGCCUGAGUUUGGCCCCCGUCUCUCGGGCUGACGACAUGGUUGAGGAUAGUCUGGAUGAUGACAUGGAUGUGGAGGAUGAACUGGAUCUGGGUUUGGCCGGAGCUGAGGAGGAGGAGGAGCUGGAGGGGGACAUGCAGAAUGAGGCUCCACCUGCUCCUCCUACACCCAAGGUGACCUACAAGGCUCCAGAGCCUAUGGGGGAACAUUUCUUUGCUGAGUCGUUUGACCGGGGAACACUUGACGGAUGGGUGCUGUCCAGCGCCAAGAAGGACGACGCUGAUGAAGAGAUCGCAAAGUACGAUGGUAAAUGGGCGGUGGAGGAGAUGAAGGACAGUAAGCUGCCCGGUGAUAAAGGUCUGGUCCUGAAGUCCCGAGCCAAACAUCACGCCAUCUCAGCCCAGCUGCUGCGACCUUUCACCUUUGACACCCAACCCCUCAUCAUCCAGUACGAGGUGAACUUCCAGUCAGGUAUCGAUUGUGGCGGCGCCUACGUCAAACUGCUGACUCAGACUCCUGAACUCAACCUGGACCAGUUUGUGGAUAAAACUCCGUACACCAUCAUGUUUGGACCUGACAAAUGUGGAGAAGAUUACAAACUGCACUUCAUCUUCAGACACAAAAACCCCAAAACUGGAGAGUAUGAAGAGAAACAUGCCAAGAAACCUGACGCUGACCUGAGGACGUACUACACGGACAAGAAGACGCACCUGUACACACUGGUGCUGAACCCAGACAACAGCUUUGAGGUGCUGGUGGAUCAGACGGUGGUGAACAGCGGCAGCCUUCUGACAGAUGUGACCCCCCCUGUGAACCCCCCCGCUGAGAUUGAGGACCCCGAUGACCACAAACCCGAGGACUGGGACGAGAGGCCCAAGAUCCAGGACCCAGACGCUGUCAAGCCAGAAGACUGGGAUGAGGAUGCUCCGGCUCAGAUUCCAGAUGAAGAUGCAGUGAAACCAGACGGCUGGUUGGACGACGAGCCAGAGUACAUCGGAGAUCCUGACGCUGUCAAACCUGAAGACUGGGAUGAGGACAUGGACGGUGAAUGGGAGGCUCCUCAGAUCCCUAACCCCGCCUGUGAGACUGCUCCUGGCUGUGGCUCCUGGAAUCGACCGAUGAUCGACAACCCCAGCUACAAGGGCAAGUGGAAGCCCCCAAUGAUUGACAACCCCAACUACCAGGGCGUCUGGAAGCCAAGGAAGAUCCCCAACCCAGCGUACUUUGAGGACCUGCACCCGUUCAGGAUGACUCCGUUCAGCGCAGUGGGACUCGAGCUCUGGUCCAUGACCUCCGACAUCUUCUUCGACAAUUUCUUCAUCACCAACGACCGCAACACCGCCGAACGCUGGGCCACCGAUGGCUGGGGACUGAAGAAAGCAGCAGAGGGCGCUGCUGAGCCCGGUCUGGCAUCUCAGAUGCUGAGCGCAGCAGAGGAACGUCCCUGGCUCUGGGUCGUCUACGUCCUGACUGUGGCUUUACCGCUCGUCCUCAUCGUCGUCUUCUGCUGCACCAGCAAGAAGAAGAGCCCAGCGACCCCAGCAGAGUACAAGAAGACAGACGAACCUCAGCCUGAUGUGAAGGAAGAGGACGAGGAGGACGAGGAGGAGGAGGAGGAGGAGAAGAAGGAGGAGGAGAAGGCUGAAGAGGCAGAGAAGAGUAGUCCAGCUGCAGAAGAGAAGAGCGACGGAGAAGAAAGUCCUGCAGAGAGAGAGGAAGAGGAAGCAGAGAAGGACGAGGAGAAGGCCACAGCAGAUAAGAAGUCGGAGGAGGACAUUCUGCGGAAAUCUCCCAGGAACAGGAAGGUCAGAAGGGACUGAUAUCUCUGAAGCCAAAGCCCUGACCUCAACACCUCCCCCCUCUCUCCCCUAAAAUACCCCCCGUCCUCCCCGCCCCCCCCAAUCCUCAGCCUCUUCUACUCUUCUGCUCUGAGGUGAUGAAGCCUAAAUGGAUUCCAUGGAAGCAGCAAAGCCGACAGGAAACUAAUCAAGAGAACGGAUGCCUGAUGAUGAUGAUGAUGAUGAUCCUAGUAUGAGCAGGACUGAGUUAGUGUGAUUAAAGGAGAUUUACUGACCUUAA
This is a messenger RNA of Xiphias gladius (swordfish), 2210 nucleotides long. It is a transcript of the gene canx, whose product is annotated as calnexin. Lineage: Eukaryota; Metazoa; Chordata; Actinopteri; Istiophoriformes; Xiphiidae. The coding region runs from base 86 to 1951 and encodes 621 amino acids. The transcript has 15 exons. Gene Ontology annotation, cellular component: endoplasmic reticulum; endoplasmic reticulum membrane. The record is from RefSeq and is a predicted model, not a curated record. Gene Ontology annotation, biological process: protein folding. Gene Ontology annotation, molecular function: calcium ion binding.